Bufo bufo (common toad) is the source of this 1635-nucleotide messenger RNA. Its product is annotated as probable protein S-acyltransferase 23. Lineage: Eukaryota; Metazoa; Chordata; Amphibia; Anura; Bufonidae. Gene Ontology annotation, biological process: protein palmitoylation. Gene Ontology annotation, cellular component: Golgi membrane. The record is from RefSeq and is a predicted model, not a curated record. Gene Ontology annotation, molecular function: protein binding; palmitoyltransferase activity. Bases 88 to 1602 code for a protein of 504 amino acids. The transcript has 10 exons.
GGAAGAGGGGGGCUCCUCACCUCACAGCGGAGACCCUGGACUACACCGACUACGGAGACUUGUGGUGUCCCAGGGGAAGGAGACAGCAUGGACGGCAGCUGCGCGCCAGAUAUAUUCAAAGCCGUCAAGGAAUGCGACUUAAAGAAGUGCCAGCAAAUAAUUGAUGAAGAAGGCCCUUUAAUUCUGGGAAAUUAUGAUGAAAAGGGACACACGCCGGUUCACUGGGCAGCCCUGGCGGGAUCUAUAGAGCUGAUGGGGCUCCUUGUGGACUGUAAAGGACCUGUGAAUCUGCCAAGCCAGUCCGAGGCAGGACAGCACCCUAUUCAUUGGGCUGCAGUCAGUGGCUUCAUCCCUGUGGUUGACCUGCUUUUGAAAGCAGGAGUUUCCAUAGAUGUAGAAGAUCAGAAAGGAUGUACGCCAUUAAUCACCGCAGCACAGUAUGGGCACACAGCCCUGUGUUGUUAUCUCAUUGGAAAAGGUGCCAAGGUACAUCUGAGUGACUUGGAAGGAGACACAGCAUUGCACUGGGCAGCCAUCAAAGGUCACUGUGAAUUAUCACACCUGCUUAUAUACUCAGGUUCCAACCCAAGGCAUACAGACAAUUUUGGCCAGACCCCACUACAUUUAGCAGUAUUAAGUGGAAAUCUCCCUACUGUUCAGCUCUUAUGUGAACAAGAUGGAGUUGACCUGGAAAGUGAAGAUAGCAAUAGAAACACCCCAUUACGCCUAGCCAAGGGACCGAAAUCAAAGGAAAUUGUUUCUUUUAUACAAGGCUCUAUUAUGAAGUCAAAAAAUCUACAUAGAAAGUUUAACUGGAGUUUGUGGCUUCUUGGUCAUCCAGGCAAAACGAAAAUCCCUAUACUAUUUUUUUAUGGCAAUCUAUUCAUUUGGGGCUACCCGACAUACUUUCUUAAGAUUCUGCCCAUCUUACACAGUGCUUUCUGGCAAUGGCAUAUGAUGUUCUUGCUCAGCAAUGUAUUGAUGUGGAUCUUUUUCUUAAAAGCAUCCUUGAUGGAUCCUGGCUUCCUUCCUCAGAACACUGAAGAGUAUCACUAUGCUGUCAGGCAGGCUAUCAAUUUUAAUGACUGGAAGAAUGGUAAAAACCCUCUUAAUAGACUUUGCCAUACCUGUCAUCUCGUCAAGCCUCUGCGUUCAAAGCAUUGUCGAAUGACAAACCGCUGCGUGGCUUAUUUCGAUCACUACUGUCCUUACGUCUACAAUGAUGUCGGUCAGCGUAAUAGAGCGUACUUUGUCGGAUUCCUAUUGACCAUGUGCAUCAGCUGCCUCAUUGGCGUCUACAUGUGUUGGAGUUGGUUUCAGGUCGAAGGUCGGAGUCUGUUAAUUGGAUUCGGUUGCCUGUUCCUUACAGUCAUUGCUUUUAUUUCGGCUAUGAUGACUGGAAUGUGUCUAUACAUGGCAGCCGUUAACAUAACAACAAACGAGAGAAUGAAUGCAAAGAAGUACGGCUAUCUGAUGGAGGAGAAAGGAGUGUUUUACAACCCAUUUGACAGAGGACUGUUUCUGAACCUCCUUGAGUUUAUCCAUUUAAUUCCACCUCUUUCUGAAGAUAAAAUUAGUAAAAAGCAAAUCAAUGAAAUUUAACCAUACUUCUGCUAAGGUCUUCUAAUAUGCACA